Daphnia carinata is the source of this 5118-nucleotide messenger RNA. It is a transcript of the gene Mef2, whose product is annotated as myocyte-specific enhancer factor 2-like. Bases 832 to 2280 code for a protein of 482 amino acids. Gene Ontology annotation, molecular function: RNA polymerase II cis-regulatory region sequence-specific DNA binding; protein dimerization activity; DNA-binding transcription factor activity, RNA polymerase II-specific. NCBI's taxonomy places the organism in Eukaryota, Metazoa, Arthropoda, Branchiopoda, Diplostraca, Daphniidae. The record is from RefSeq and is a predicted model, not a curated record. Gene Ontology annotation, biological process: cell differentiation; positive regulation of transcription by RNA polymerase II. The transcript is spliced from 9 exons.
UUUUCACUUCGACGCUGCCGUCUAACACCCGCCACACACACUAAACGAGAAGGAACCCCCCUAAAAUUGUAUACGCGCGCCUCUGUGUGUGUGUGUGUGUAUAUGUAUGUAUGUGUGUCUGUGCCUCCGUGCCUCCGUGUGUCUGUGUGUACAUGUGCGCGCGUGUGGCUAUACACCGCGAAGAAUUUGCCCACCUACCCCCACCGCCCUCCUUGACUCCAACCACAACGUGCCAAUGAUUGUCGUCGGCUAAGCAGCGCAAAAAAAAAAGGGGGGACCUUUUUUUUUUUUUGUUUUUUACCAUCGGGCUCUUUUUUGGGCAACCCCCAAAAAAAGAAGAGAAUCCAAGGAGAGAAGCAAAAGAAAAACAAUAGCGGGAAAAUACGUAGCAAUUCCGACGAGACGCAUAAAGCCCAGUAGCAGCAGUGGAUUUUUUUUUAUUAUUUAUUUAUUUUUUUUUUUUUAAUGUGGUGACGACGGGUCUUGUUGUUCAUCCAUCCUUCCAGACACGUAACCGCGAGACGUGCGCACCGUCAUUCCUCCACUAUAAAAUUUUAUAGACAACAAAAUAAAAGUGGAGGACCAUCGUUGAUUGUAGUGAAAUCUUCUGUUGGUGUACGAGGAUAAACGGGGAAAAAAAAAAAAGAACAAGAUUAAAAAAACAAAAUUUAAAACAAGAAGAAAUUCACUCUGAACGAGUGACAUCACAUUUUGGAAGUGUCCGAAAGACGGAGAAGAAGGGUCGGCGGAGGCGCGGGCGGAGGCGGCGAAGCUGAGGUAGGCAUCAGCGGCAGCACCAUCAUCAACAGCAACAGCGGCAACAACAACAACAUGGGACGGAAAAAAAUUCAAAUUUCGCGCAUCACCGACGAACGAAACCGACAGGUGACGUUCACCAAGCGCAAAUUCGGUCUGAUGAAGAAAGCCUACGAGCUGUCGGUGCUGUGCGAUUGCGAGAUCGCUCUCAUCAUCUUCAGCAGCUCCAACAAGCUGUUCCAGUACGCCUCCACCGACAUGGACAAAGUGCUGCUCAAAUACACGGAAUAUAACGAGCCGCAUGAAUCGCGAACUAACAACGACAUCGUUGAGGCUUUGAACAAGAAAGAGCACAAGAGUGGCGGCUGCAGUCCAGACAGUCCCGGCGAAGAUGUCGACGCCACCGAUUACACACUGACACCGCGGACCGAAGCCAAAUACAACAGAAUCGACGAAGAAUUUCAGAUGAUGAUGCAGCGCACUCAACCCCUCAACGGAGCCCAGAGGAGCGGCGGUUAUACGAUGCCCGUCUCGGUACCUGUCAAUCCCGGACCUUACGGAGAUCCUGGCUCCAUGUUACACGCCAGUCCGCAAAUGGUGGGCGGCCAUUCGAGUGUCAGUCCGCGGCCGUCGUCAUCUUCAGGGAUGCUGGACGUUGGUGGUAGCAACAAUGGUUACGGCUCCAGCCAACCGGCCAGUUCGCCCAUACCGGAGAGUCCGACACCGCCGCCAACUCAAUCGGCGCUCAGGAGUUCCAGCUCGAUGGCUAACCGGUCCCUCUCGCCACAGCAACAGCAACACCUUGCCGCCUCUCAGCGACAUAAUUUAAGACUAGCCAUACCCGGCAACCAAGCCGGACUUGCCAUAUCUAGCCAUGAUAGAGGUGGAGGUGGCGGCGGAGGGAACAGCAGUUUGAAUACUCCCGUCGUUCCACUACAGACUGCUGGUUUGUCUGGAUUGUAUCAAUCCGGUUAUUCUGGUCACGGUGGUGUAGGAGCUCAAGGUCAACCUGAUUUCAAUUUACCUCCCGACAUGGUACUCACCUCUCUGCACGCCGUUCACGGCGGAUGGGGCGCUCCGUCCGCCGGCUCCAACAACAGCAACUCCUCAUCUUCUUCCGGCGGUAUCGUUCACCACACCGGUCACCUCUCCAACAAUCUACAUUUAGGGUCCUUGUCCCAUUUGGCAGUGCCCAAUACGGGCUCUCAGCGGCCGCCUAGCGCGCCUCUGUCACCGUCACCGGUGGCGCUCAAAAUCAAAAGUGAGCCUAUAUCCCCGCCUCGGGAAGCUAUGGUCCUUCAGGGAGGAGGUAUGAGCAGCGGAUUAGGACCUUCAAUGGCGCCACUGCCAACCGGUAUGAGUCUAAUGCAACGUCCUUCAUCGUCAUCGGAUCAUCAUUUGUCACCGUCUGGUCACCUCACCCCAACAGGGUCGUCGCCAGAUCCGGGUCAUCAUAGCCAUUCAGAAUACGAUUCGAUGCCGUUACACAAAAGGCCUCGCAUUGCCGAAUGGGGCGCGUCUUAAAAAGAUUGACUCCAAAGAAAAGGAAAAAAAAAAAAGAAAACAAAAUAAAACACAAACACACACACACACACACAAAGCGAGAAAACAAACAUCGCCCAGCAAGCCCAACAACCAAACUCAACAUCCAGUACCCACGGACCGGGGAAAUAGUUUUGUUUGCAAACUCUUUGUCUACUCUCUCUCUCUCUCUCUCUCUCGCAGACUAUCUCUUUAUUGUGCAUCUCCCUCGGAAGGAAACACAAACACACACACACACACACAUGCACUCAAAUAAGUCAGGAAACAAUUCUUUUUCGAUAAUAAUUUUUUUUUUCCAUUUUUUCUUUAGAUGGGCAAAUGGGAGGGGGGGGGGAGGCAGUAAAGACAAUUUCAGCAUUUCCCAGAAAAAAAAAAAAACAACACAAUUUUAACAACCCGAUUUCUGUGGAAAGCAAAAAAACAAAAAACAAAAAAAAGAAACCUAAUCGAGUCCUGCUCCAGCCCUGCUCUUUGAACGAAGCUUUUGCACUUUUGGAUUCGCUUUUGAAUCAAUUUUUUCGAUGGCGCCAAAGAUCCUUAUAUCAAAAAGUUUGAAAAGAUGCAACAGUUAUCCCGCCCUCCCCCCUUCUAACCCUGUACCUAAAUUUUUCGGACAAGUGAUCAGUGAUAGUGCCUGAAAGACUGCGAACAGAUUGCGAGAAAAAGUGACAAACAAUUUGAGAGUAUAUGUAGAACUAGUAGAUUAUGUAAUAAGAAAAAUGGUGCACAAGCGGAUAUGAGACGUUUUCGCUCCCUUUCGUCAAAAGCAAAAAACAAAACUUGUAGGAAACCUGUGUCAUUUUUUUUUCCUCCUAACUCUUUCGUAUUUCCAUCUCUUACCGCGAUGGGAUUUCUUAAUUGGCAGCACAAAAGAGAGAAAAAAAAAAAAGAAAAAAAAAAGGUUGUGAGAAAGAAAGAAAAAGAAAAUGUUGAGUAAAGACGAGUGAAGAAGAGACCAAAAAGAAUUUCAUUUUUUCUAAUUAGUGGGAAACAAUUUGACUUGCUAAAAGACAAUUCACGCCAAUUAUUCUUGCCUCUCGGCAAAUGGCAUAUGGCAGUUGUAGAACUACUCAUUGGAUAAGAGUUAUUUUAGUUAUCAGAAGUGCCUCCACCCAUUUGCUAUUUGUUGUAACGCUACCAUUACGACCCUAUAAUUUUAUUUUUUCGUUAUUUAUUUAAUUAAAUAUUUUUUUUUUUUCGUUGUGGGCGAUUUUCUUUUUCUACCAAAAGAGAACCCACAGAACGGGUCGACUAUUUUUUUUUUUCAUCAUUAUCAUUGUUCAAUCGAAAAUGAGGCAGGUCUCUCUCUUUUUCUGUGACAGUUUUAUUCUGUGAAACUGGUCAAAUAUUAUUGGCCCAGGGCCGUGCUGUGUUAGAAAUCAAUACGUGUGUGCGUACUUUUUUUUUAUAAUUAUCUGUAUAUUUUUUUUUCUGUCAAAGACAAGAAGUUCAAUCCUGCUGCGUGCUUUUUGUUUCUCUUUCGUUCUUAUCGAGAGAAACCUAUUUUUUUAAAUGUUAUUAAGAAUUAUUGAACAAGUGAAAUACCCCGUUGUUUUUCACUGUUUUCGUGGGGCAUCGGCGUUUCGAAAAUUGUUUCGCAAACAAACAAAAAAUACGGCCAAAACAGAAAUUUCAUUUUGGAAAAAAAAAAAAUGCAUCCAUCAUUCGUGAUCGGUUAAUUUUUGGCUGUCAGUAAUGAUAACAUGCAUCGAUUGAGGAGCGUCUCUUCCCAGUUCAAACCAAAACUUUUUCUUUCUCACUUUUUCUUGAUUUAUUUAUUUAUUUUUUUAAUUCGUAGCGAUGACUGACUUCGUUUGUGUCCUUUAUUAUUACAAGAAGUGAUGUGAGAUACUUUGAUUGAUGCCCAGUACCUUAUUGCCGAGAGGAGAACGCAACCCGAGAGAGAGAAUGAGAGAGAGUAUUCGAAGUUGGGUGUGGUCCUAUUUUUGCUAAAGAUUUUCGUACUUCUUUUUUUCUUUCCUCUUCACCAAUUGUCGCGUUAAAGGGCAAAGGUGAUUACAACGCUCAAAAAUUCAAAAAAACAAAAAAAAAUUCAAACAUGAAAAAAGCGCGGCUUCGUCGAUCCCGUCUCUGAAAUUUCAAUAGGAUAUAGGGGAGGGUGUGUGUGUGUGUGUGCUCUAGAUAUAAUUAUUUCAAGCCGAGUUCUAUCAACUUGAGCUAGCGUGUGCCUGUUUUCUUUGCCCUGUUCCCCAUCAAUUUGUUUUCCCUUGUAAUCGUGCGGGUGUUUGAGAUCUUUCUUCACCGAUGACAACGUUGCCAACGCCAAUGUGAAUUCACACCAACCAAAAGAGUUAUUAUUAUUUUUUUUUUUUUUUUUUUUUGCUGAUGAUCACAUCUUUCAGUUCGUCUUUAAAAAACAAAAACAUCUAUUGCCUCAAAAGAAAGAGUCCGCUCCCACUGUCCCCUCUCCCUCCACAUUGAUAUCAAAUGUGCGUAUGGUUUCUACUCUCACCGUCUUUCUCCCUUUCAAAUUUCCCGCCCGCAAAAUAUAUAUGAAAAGGAAAUAUAUAUUUACGCACACACACCUCCCCGUGUAUAAAAAAAAAUCGUAACAAAAAAUGGCCUUCCUUUCUCGAUAAAGAAAACAAAAUUUUCCUCCGCCUAUGAAAUCCCUCCCCUCCACCCCUAGAUAUACAUUUAUAUAUAUAUUAUAUCAUCGUGUUUUCGUUUUCUACUAACUCCCCGUUCCUUUUCUUCUGUCAGAAAUUUUGCCAAAAAAAAAAAAAAUGCGAAAUUACGACAACAAUCAUCAAUUGUGGUAAUCAUCAUUACAAAGCAAAACGAGAGGGGAAAAGAAAA